This is a messenger RNA of Capra hircus (goat), 3671 nucleotides long. It is a transcript of the gene CAMKK1, whose product is annotated as calcium/calmodulin dependent protein kinase kinase 1. Gene Ontology annotation, molecular function: ATP binding; protein kinase activity. NCBI's taxonomy places the organism in Eukaryota, Metazoa, Chordata, Mammalia, Artiodactyla, Bovidae. The transcript is spliced from 16 exons. Gene Ontology annotation, biological process: protein phosphorylation; activation of protein kinase activity; CAMKK-AMPK signaling cascade. The record is from RefSeq and is a predicted model, not a curated record. The coding region runs from base 179 to 1696 and encodes 505 amino acids.
CGCAGCCUUGGAGCCGCGGCGCCGCGGGUCUGAGCUCGGUGAUCUCGGCCCUGGGAAGGCGGGCGGGGCGGGGUGCGCGCCGCGGGAGCGAGCCUGGCAGCCUGCAGGGCCUCGGAGACUGUCGUUGGGCGCUGAGGUUCCCCAUAAGGCUGCACUGAGGACCCCCUUGACUGUGGCAAUGGAGGGGGGCCCGGCGGUCUGCUGCCAGGACCCUCGGGCUGAGUUGGUGGAGCGAGUGGCAGCCAUUGAUGUGACCCACUUGGAGGAGACGGAUGGCAGCCCGGAGCCUCCCAGGAACUGUGUGGACCCUCCAUCACGGACCAGAGCAGCCUCCGUGAUCCCCAGCGGUCCUUCAAGACACCCUGCAGUCCGGCCCAGCCUCUCGACAAGGAAGUUCUCCCUGCAGGAACGGCCAGUGGGGAGCUGCCUGCAGGCCCAGGCUGGGCCUUACGCCACAGGGCCUGCCAGUCACAUCUCCCCGCGGGCCUGGCGCAGGCCCACCAUUGAGUCCCACCGCGUGGCCAUCUCGGACGCAGAGGACUGCGUACAGCUGAACCAGUACAAGCUGCAGAGUGAGAUUGGCAAGGGUGCCUACGGCGUGGUGAGGCUGGCCUACAACGAAAGUGAAGACAGGCACUAUGCCAUGAAAGUUCUUUCCAAGAAGAAGUUACUGAAGCAGUACGGCUUCCCACGUCGGCCUCCCCCCAGAGGGUCCCAGGCUGCCCAGGGAGGCCCAGCCAAGCAGCUGCUGCCCCUGGAGCGGGUGUACCAGGAGAUUGCCAUUCUGAAGAAGCUGGACCACGUGAAUGUGGUCAAGCUGAUCGAGGUCUUGGAUGACCCAGCUGAGGACAAUCUCUAUUUGGUGUUUGACCUCCUGAGAAAGGGGCCAGUCAUGGAAGUACCCUGCGACAAGCCCUUCCCCGAGGAGCAAGCUCGCCUCUACCUGAGGGACAUCAUCCUGGGCCUUGAGUACUUGCACUACCAGAAGAUCAUCCACAGGGACAUCAAGCCGUCCAACCUGCUGCUGGGUGAUGACGGGCACGUGAAGAUUGCUGACUUCGGCGUCAGCAACCAGUUCGAGGGGAACGACGCUCGGCUGUCCAGCACGGCUGGGACCCCAGCGUUCAUGGCCCCCGAGGCCAUUUCUGACUCCGGCCAGAGCUUCAGUGGAAAGGCCUUGGACGUGUGGGCCACAGGGGUCACGCUGUACUGCUUCGUCUAUGGGAAGUGCCCGUUCAUCGACGAUUACAUCCUGGCCCUGCACCGCAAGAUCAAGACCGAGGCCGUCGUGUUCCCUGAGGAGCCAAAGGUCAGCGAAGAGCUCAAGGACUUAAUCCUGAAGAUGCUAGACAAGAACCCUGAAACGAGAAUUGGGGUGCCAGACAUCAAGUUGCACCCCUGGGUGACCAAGAAUGGGGAGGAGCCCCUUCCCUCGGAGGAGGAGCACUGCAGCGUGGUGGAGGUGACGGAGGAGGAGGUGAAGAACUCGGUCAGGCUCAUACCCAGCUGGACCACAGUGAUCCUGGUUAAGUCCAUGCUGAGAAAGCGUUCCUUUGGCAACCCAUUCGAGCCCCAGGCACGGAGGGAAGAGCGAUCCAUGUCCGCCCCAGGAAGCUUACUGUCGAAAGACGGGUUUGGCGAAGGAGGCAAAAGCCCAGAGCUGCCCGGCGUCCAAGAAGACGAGGCUGCGUCCUGAGCCCCCCGCAUGCGCCCAGGGCCGCCCGGCAGCACGCUCAUCCCGCGCCUCCAAAGGCCCACCGCCCUCAUGCCAACAGCCGCCCCUGCCGGCAGGGGGCUGAGGACUGUGGCCCCUCUCCCGGCCCUCCUCCCCCGUCUGCAUGACCUCCGCGCGCACGUGUCCAGGGACAGGAUCGGAAUGUGUGUCACCUGGGGUGUAGGGGGUGGGUAAGGGCUCCCACAACGCCUUUCUCUUCGUCCUGGCUCUCCCUGGCGGGACUCAUCCUUUGGGGAAGCUCGGUGCCCGUGGUGCCUUAGAAACCCAGCCCGGCCGGUUGGCAAGGCCCAGGGGCAGGAGGCAGGAAACCAAGAAGGCGAGCCGGAAGCCUGCAGAGGCCAGGUGGGCGUGGCUCAGCGGCCGCACGCUCAAGGAGGGGCUCACGCUGCCCACCUCAGGGGGGCGCUGUCGGAGCCCGUGUCUGCGGAGAACACUGGCGUGGAGGCUCUGAGUCCUUGGUGGGUAGUCCUGGGCUUCGCUGGGGCUGGGGCCAAUGUUGGAGAAUCCAGAUUCCGUUUUCGUUAUCUUUUGUUUGUCAUCUGGUGGGGAGCCAGGUGCACAGCCCUGCUUGGGAACGCCUAAUGAGCUGUGGGUGGUCCCCAGUGUGCCCACCAUUGCUUGGCCACCAAGUGGAUUGGACUGACCGUCCUGGAUCGUGUUUCAGCCCUCUCCGCAGAAGGGGCCAAGUUGAGGCUUUGAGCAGAGAGGCCUGAACCAAGAGCGUCACUCUUCCCUGCCUCUCCCUCUGUCCCGCGGUGGCUCCCUAGAGCUGCGGCUGCAGAAAGACACCAGGGCUGACAUUGACCGAGGGCCCUGGGCUCACAGGCCUGUGGCCUUGCAGAUGGUAAAGUCACAGAAAUCAGAUCAUCAGUCCCGCGAGGGCCUCCCCAUCUGGCCCCAGAAGCUGCCCUCACAUUCCAGCGCCCAAAGGACCAACUGCCCAGGUUGGAGGCUGCGCUAGAGACCUAACCCUGGUGGGGUGUGCACGCAGGCAGUUGCCCACGGAGAGGUGGGCCUUUCGUUACUGCCUCACCCCGACAGUCAUCAUCCUACCUGCUCAGAGCUGGAGCUGACUUCUCUCUGGGAUCAGUGCCUGGCUGGCGGCUCGGCCUUGGACUGACCAAAUGCUCAAGAGACUGACCCCCUGAAGGAAAAUAAAGCAGGACUCGGAUGCCUGCCCUGAAUACAUGAGCCAAACAAGGGAUUUCAGUCGCCUGCACUGGGUUCGUGUGGCAGGAGUGCUCUGUUGAGAGGAAAGAAGGCGGGGCUGGAGGAACGGUGCCUCCCGCGUGUUCUCUGUGCCUGUGGGUGUGCGUCGCUCUCCGCACACGCGCCCGUGUGUGCCCAUCUGCUGCACACAGCAUGUCUUGCACUGGCACAUGCAUCUGUAAUAUACUUUCUAUGUUUAUUUAAGGCUCUGAGCAGAAUGCGGCCCGUUGUCACUGGGUCCAUGUCUCUCCCUGCUCCUUUGCACUAAGUCAUUGCAACCCAGGGCUGAAACGAUGAUUUGGUACUGUUCUUCAGAACACUUUUAUGGAGUUCAUGAGAGACCAUUCACAGAGCAGCAUGUUUUCCUUCAGCAUCUGUGUGCUGGGACCUGGAGGGUAGGGGUUUCAAGGGCACCCCACCACCACCUUGCAGGCUCACAGUGGGCUUAGCUUCACUGGGGCCCAGCUUCUUUGGGGUGGGCCCAGCUUCAUUGGAGGUGGGCCCAGCUUCAUUGGGGUGGGUCCAGCUUCAUUGGGGGUAGGCCCAGCUUCAUUGGGGUUGACCCAACUUCUUCCUAGUGGGCCCAUAUUCACCCCAUUGCCGAGGGUUUUGGUUGGCAUCAUUGUUUCUGAAUGUAGCACAAGGGAUGGAUAAACUCCAUAAGAGUGUUUUAAAAAUUAACUUCCCAGGAAGUGAGUUAAAAUCAAUAAAAGCCCUUUCUUGAGUU